CGGCUGCCUCCGCGCGUCCGCACGGCCCUCGUCCGCGCCAGGAGGGGACAGUCAGGCCCCGGCGGGCGGCCGGCCGGGGGGCGCCCGGGAGAUGUGGAACCGCCGCGCCGGCGCGACAGGACCCGCGCCCCCUAGAUUAUAGCCUUUGCGUUCCCUUGGCCUGCCAUGGAGCCCUGCUGGCCCCUGCUGCUGGCAGGUAUUAACCUGCCACUCGCCAGGGCACUUCAGGGCAACGAGAACACCACAGCAGACGGCAACUGGACCACCACCACCUCAGGCCCCCCAGACCCGGGCACCUCCCAGCCGCUGCUCACCUGGCUGCUGCUGCCGCUGCUGCUGCUGCUCCUGCUGCUGCUGUUCGCCGCCUACUUCUUCAGGUUCAGGCGGCAGCGGAAAGCCGUGGUGAGCAGUGGCGACAAGAAGAUGCCCAACGGGAUCUUGGAAGAACAAGAGCAGCAGCGAGUGAUGCUGCUGAGCCGGUCGCCCUCGGGGCCCAAGAAGUAUUUCCCCAUCCCAGUGGAGCUGCUGGAGGAGGAGAUCCGCCUGCGCUCGGCUGACGACUGCAAGUGCUUCCGAGAGGAGUUCAACUCGCUGCCAUCUGGACACGUGCAAGCAACGUUUGAAGUGGCAAAUAAAGAAGAAAACAGAGAGAAAAACAGAUACCCCAACAUCCUGCCCAAUGAUGACUCACGGGUGAUCCUGAGCCAGGUGGACGGCCUCCCCUGUUCAGACUACAUCAACGCCUCCUACAUUGACGGCUACAAGGAGAAGAACAAAUUUAUAGCAGCGCAAGGCCCGAAGCAGGAGACGGUGGAGGACUUCUGGAGGAUGAUCUGGGAGCAGAAGUCGGCCACCAUCGUCAUGCUGACCAACCUGAAGGAAAGGAAGGAGGAGAAGUGCUACCAGUACUGGCCCGACCAGGGCUGCUGGACCUACGGGAACAUCCGCGUGUGUGUGGAGGACUGCGUGGCCUUGGUGGACUACACCAUCCGCAAGUUCUGCAUUCAGCCACAGCUGCCCGAUGGCUGUAGAGCCCCACGGCUGGUCUCACAGCUGCACUUCACCAGCUGGCCGGACUUCGGGGUGCCCUUCACCCCCAUCGGGAUGCUCAAAUUCCUGAAGAAGGUGAAGGCCGUCAACCCCACGCACGCGGGGCCCAUUGUGGUCCACUGCAGUGCCGGUGUGGGCCGGACGGGCACCUUCAUCGUCAUCGAUGCCAUGAUGGCCAUGAUGCACGCUGAGCAGAAGGUUGACGUCUUCGAGUUCGUGUCACGCAUCCGCAACCAGCGGCCACAGAUGGUGCAGACGGACAUGCAGUACACGUUCAUUUACCAAGCCUUGCUGGAGUACUACCUCUACGGGGACACCGAGCUGGACGUGUCCUCCCUGGAAAAGCACCUGCAGACCCUGCACAGCAGCACCACGCACUUCGACAAGAUCGGACUGGAGGAGGAGUUCCGGAAACUGACGAAUGUGCGGAUCCUGAAGGAGGACAUGAGGACAGGCAGCCUGCCGGCCAACAUGAAGAAGGCCAGAGUGAUCCAGAUUAUCCCCUAUGACUUCAACCGAGUGAUUCUUUCCAUGAAAAGGGGCCAGGAGCACACAGACUACAUCAACGCGUCCUUCAUAGACGGCUACCGGCACAAGGAUUACUUCAUAGCCACGCAGGGGCCGCUGGCGCACACGGUCGAGGACUUCUGGAGGAUGGUGUGGGAGUGCAAGUGCCACACGAUCGUAAUGCUGACAGAGGUUCAGGAGAGAGAGCAGGAUAAAUGCUACCAAUACUGGCCGACAGAGGGCUCAGUGGUUCACGGAGAAAUAACCAUCGAAAUCAAGAGCGACUCACUGUCUGAGGGAAUCAGCGUGCGGGACUUUCUGGUGACCUGCAGUCAGUCACUGGCCCGCCAGGAGGAGCAGGUCCGCGUGGUACGCCAGUUCCACUUCCACGGCUGGCCCGAGAUCGGGAUCCCUGCUGAGGGCAAAGGCAUGAUCGACCUCAUCACGGCCGUGCAGAAGCAGCAGCAGCAGACGGGCAACCACCCCAUCACCGUGCACUGCAGUCGCUUGCUCCCUGCAGCGCUGGGGGCCGGGCGCACGGGCACGUUCAUUGCCCUCAGCAACAUUCUGGAGCGAGUCAAGGCCGAGGGGCUCUUAGACGUCUUCCAAGCUGUGAAGAGCUUACGGCUUCAGAGGCCACACAUGGUGCAAACUCUGGAACAGUAUGAAUUCUGCUACAAAGUGGUACAAGAUUUUAUCGAUAUAUUUUCUGAUUAUGCUAAUUUCAAAUGAAGAUUCCUGCCUUAAACUAUUUUUUAAUUUAAUGGUCAGUAUAUUUUGUAAAAACACAUUAAUUUAUUUCGUAGUUCACAGUACGAGCCUCCCUUGUCUCUGUGUAUAUUUUGUUAUGCUUUAAAAGACUUGCUGUGAUAAAGUCAUUCAAUCCUAAAGCCCCUUUUCUGAACUUGGAAUAACAUUAAGCUCAGAGAAUAUGCCACCAAAUAUAUAUUUCUGCUAAUAUCAGCAAAUAUCUUGCCAUUUCCUUAGAGUCAUGUCACUUCAACA
This is a messenger RNA of Ochotona princeps (American pika), 2562 nucleotides long. RefSeq names its product protein tyrosine phosphatase receptor type E (gene PTPRE). The transcript is spliced from 21 exons. The record is from RefSeq and is a predicted model, not a curated record. NCBI's taxonomy places the organism in Eukaryota, Metazoa, Chordata, Mammalia, Lagomorpha, Ochotonidae. The coding region runs from base 166 to 2289 and encodes 707 amino acids. Gene Ontology annotation, biological process: protein dephosphorylation. Gene Ontology annotation, molecular function: protein tyrosine phosphatase activity.